Daldinia caldariorum is the source of this 2104-nucleotide messenger RNA. RefSeq lists its product as uncharacterized. The record is from RefSeq and is a predicted model, not a curated record. The transcript is spliced from 5 exons. Gene Ontology annotation, molecular function: DNA-binding transcription factor activity, RNA polymerase II-specific; zinc ion binding; transcription cis-regulatory region binding. The coding region runs from base 235 to 2013 and encodes 592 amino acids. NCBI's taxonomy places the organism in Eukaryota, Fungi, Ascomycota, Sordariomycetes, Xylariales, Hypoxylaceae. Gene Ontology annotation, cellular component: nucleus. Gene Ontology annotation, biological process: positive regulation of transcription by RNA polymerase II.
GCCUCCUAUCCGGUGCGGCUGAUGCGGCUAAUAGAACCGCUUAUAAUCCGCUUGCUAAAAAAGGUAGUCGGAUCCGCAUCUAGCUUAUGAAUGUGCGGAUCCAGAUGCCUAAUUUGGAACACACCACAUACGAGGGCGACAAUAUAAUCUCAAUCCGGCGGGCCUUGAAAAUAUGGUCUGGUAUAUUUGCAAGCAGAGAUAUAUAUAUUAUAUGUCCAUUGACUGGCUAUUAUAAUGCCGGAGUCUAUUAUUUCUGCCACAGAUGGCGGGCUCCGUGAACCUCCGAAACGUCGGUAUAGGCGUACUCGAACUGGCUGUGAACGAUGUCGCGCACAACACCGCAAGUGCGACGAAGAAAAACCAGAAUGUCGGCGGUGCACUGAUUCCGGAGCUGCGUGCAAGUAUAUUGCGCGCGUGUCUUUCCUUGAGAAGAAUUCUAGGACGGUAGUGGCUUCUGCUUCUUCGAGUCCAUCAUUGGCUUCAGCGAAGCGUGGAUAUCGUGCUUUGGAAUUUGUCGUCAACACGGAUGUUUCUACCGAAAGAAGAACUUCCAAUUCACCCCUUAAUCCAAUGGUGAUAAGUCAUACUGAGCAGCCCCAAGGAGGCGUUGAUAAUGAGAGACUUCCGGGACCGCAAGAUGCAUUCUUCACGGUUGAACCACAAGCACAGAAGAAUGAGAGUAGUAAUCAUCGAGGACGCGAAAUUGUUAGCCAAAAUUCCGAAGGUAUCGAGACCGGCGAUGUCCCGUGCUUAAAUCACCAAAGUUUGUCGACUGAAUCACCAUCUAGUGCAAUCGGUCAGGGAAACAAGAAGUGGCCCCUAGUUGGACGAUCUUCACUGUCAGAUGACGAGAUAGAUCUUCUGAAAUACUAUAGUCAUCAUAUCGCCCCUUGGCUGGAUGUUUAUGAUCAAUCCCAAACAUUUGGCCAACUUUUAACCCAACUAGCGAUGAAUUCGCCCUGUGUGCUGGAUGGAAUACUGCAGACUUCGGCCAUUUUUUCGGGUCGUUCGAUAGAGAGAAUAAAACGGCGUGGUGUCGGUAUUCUUUACCUCCUCGCUCUUACAAAUCCCGCUAGCACGGAGACAGGACUUCUAGAAAUUCGACUUAUGGCUAAUUUUGUGCUGGGGAGGACACGUCUUUUCGUUCAGGAUGUCCCUGAGACGUGGCAGCCUACGUUCUAUAAGGGCGGAAGCGUUUUUUACAACCACGAGCUUUGGUUGGCCGAGGCAAAUUCAAGUCAAAAACGAAUAUGGGCCAGCUGCUCGGCUCUGCUUUCAAGAUUAGAAAUCGCAUAUUACCUUAUGAAUCAAACAUCCCCUGCUCUGAUUACCAACCAUAUAAAUCGGUUCCUGAUUUUGGUGAAGAAGCAUAUUGGUACCGACGGUCAAUGGCAGAAGAUCUCACAUGCCUCUUUUCAAUGUCUUGAGCUUCUUACUGGAGUGAUGGAUCUUUGCCUCCCGGUUUCAGAAGGCGAAAACUAUGCAGCGUCACCUCAAGCCGUGGCUUCGCCUUUAAUAGGGGCACCUGAGGUUGCGAAAUGGAAGGAACUUCUCAACGCACUACAGGAAUGGCAAAUGCAUCGUCCUCAGGAGCUCCGGCAGCUGAUAGAGGUCGAAGGUCUUGAAGCUACAUUCCCUAUCGUCAUCUUCGUUGGGAGUGCUGGCAUCUCUGCGAACGCUCUCUACCACACUGCUAUGCUUCUACUGCUUAGCAAUAGGCCACAGUCGAUAUCAUUCACUGAACUGUCCAGGGACUUGAAUCUUGAUGCGGCACAAACGUCACCUCUCUGGCACGCACACCGUGUAUGUGGCAUUGCGUUGAACAGCGAACCAGAACAUACACAUUGCUGGGACCCGUGUAUGAUAGCGGCGUUCUCAGUUGCGGCACGGCGGAUCACGCAUCCAACCCAACAGAAUGAUAUAAUUGCACAUCUGGAUCGGGUCAAGACAGCAGGCUGGAAUAUUGAUGGCCUAGUCCGGAAGCUGCGUGAAGAAUGGGGUCCUGUUAGAUAGAUCUGAACAAUAUAAUUGUUAAACCAGCCAAGCAUUUACUGUUUAAUGUGGAUUAUGCCUGUGAAACUAGUUUCUGUAUGAUGAGUUAAAA